AUCAUCACCAGAUCUUGAGUCUUCAACUCUCUCGACCCAUCUAUCUCGGGAUCCUCCUUUGCCUUUGUGUGGGAACCACCACCCCCGGAUUGUCAAUCUUUGACUUUAUCUUUAUCUUUCCUCCCACCCCGCAAUCAUGGGUCUCUUUGGUAAAAAGGACUCUCAAGAGCCUGCUGCCACUGAGGUUGCUGAGGUGCGCCGCGGAUCAGUGGACAACCGUGCUCUCACUGGAGCAUCGGCCCUCACUGCUCGUCAAUCCAUCCUUCCCGUCGCCUUGGUCACUUCGCUCUUCUUCUGCUGGGGUUUCGCAUACGGACUCCUCGAUGUCUUGAACUCGCGCUUCCAGGUCGCCCUCAACAUCUCCCAGGGAGAGUCUUCGGGACUCCAGGCCGCGUACUUUGGAGCCUACUUCAUCGGUCCUCUGACGUACUCUGGAUGGUUCCUGCGCAAGUUCGGCUACCGAUGGACCUUCAUCCUCGGUCUCAGCAUCUACUGCGUCGGUGCGCUCAUGUUCUGGCCUGCGGCCGUGAAGCGAUCAUUCGGUGGUUUCUGCGGAGCCAUGUUCAUUGCCGGAUCUGGUCUGUCGACUCUUGAAGUCAGCGCCAACCCAUACAUUGCCGUCUGCGGUCCCCCCAAGUGGUCCGAGUUCCGUCUUGAGCUGUCUCAGUCCGUCCAGGCUGUUGGCUCCGUCGUUGCGCCCGUCCUCGCUGCCCAGGUCAUCUUCAAGAACGUCGGAGAGGAUGGCAAGUCCCUCGAGGCCGUCCAAUACGUGUACCUUGCCAUUGCCGCUUUCGUUGCCACCCUCGCUCUCAUCUUCUUCUUUGCUGGAAAGUACAUCCCCGAAGUCACGGACAGCGACAUGGCCGAGCAGGAAGAGACCACCGUCAGCAACGGCUACGUCGACAAGCCGCUCAGAAAGCAGUACACUCUCUUCUGGGGAACCUUUGCCCAGUUCUCAUACGUUGCCGGUCAAGUCGGAUGCGCAGCCUACUACAUCAACUACUUCGCCGAGGCAUCGCCCCAACUCAGCACCACCGAGAGCCACCACAAGGGCGCCAACUUCUACGCCAUUGCCCAAUCUCUCUUCGCUAUCGGUCGCUUCGCCGCUGCCGGUAUCAUGUACUUUGGCGGUAAGCCGCGCUACGUGCUGCUCGCCUUCCAGACCUUCAUCAUGAUCUUCAUCUCCGCCGCCAUCGGCACCGACACCGGCAGCGCCACCACGACCAACUGGGGCGGUAUCAGCAUGCUCAACCUCGUCCUCUUCUUCGAGUCCUGCAUCUUCCCCAUCAUCUUCGCCCUCACCCUCCGCGGUCUCGGUCGCCACACCAAGCGCGGUGCCUCCUUCCUCGUCUCCUCCGUCUGCGGUGGCGCCGUCGGCCCCGUCGUCCUCGGAAACGUCGCUGAUCUCAUCGGAACCCGAAAGGCCAUGUGUGUCCCCCUUGGCUUCUUCGCCAUCGCCUGGUCUUACCCUCUGUACCUCAACAUUGCCAAGGGCAAGGAGCUCGAUGCUUACACUGAGUCUCACGUCGGUACCGAGCAGGCUAUUCCCGAUUCAGACUCCAUUUCGGUCGAGAAGGACCUCGAGGCUCGCACUUUUGAGACUAAGGCCUAAAGUUGCGGAUUAAUAGAAUAGAGGCUCUGGAAAGCUUUUUGCUGUUUUGAGAUUUUGUUUUUUUUUUCUUGUUUGUUCGGAAACUUAGACGAUACCUAUGAGAAUUGAUGAUUAUGAUGAGCGCGGCGUUUCUGCUGGUAUAACUCGAAUUUCCACAUGACUGUGUUUUUGCUCUAUAGAUGUCCAUAUGUACAUGUAUGAAUUCACUGAAUAAUCCUAGACUAUCCAUGUUCCAAUCUUCACAAUCAUGUGAAUUUUCAAUCAAGUGGUGUCAGGGAAAGACUCAAUUACAGGUUUU
Molecule: messenger RNA, 1910 nt
Organism: Bipolaris maydis ATCC 48331
Lineage: Eukaryota; Fungi; Ascomycota; Dothideomycetes; Pleosporales; Pleosporaceae
Product: major facilitator superfamily domain-containing protein
Biological process (GO): transmembrane transport
Molecular function (GO): transmembrane transporter activity
Source: RefSeq, a predicted model, not a curated record